AUGAACUCUGUUCUCGCAGCAAUUUCACGCUUUGGGAUGAAUUGCAAAAUGAAGAACAGAAGAAGUCCACAGAAAACCAUAAGAAGGAUGAAACUCUCCGCUCUUAUGGCGCUCGCUGGCAGCACCGUCUCGGCUGAACGUCCAUUAAACGUCUUUAUGGACGAAACACUCCCCUGUGAAAACUUCGCCGACGUCUUUCCCCCAGAACAGUUCCCCGAUAUGAAAACCAACUGCAAGAUCAAGAGCAACAAGAAGAAAACCAAGGCCUACUGCAACCUCAUCUGCCUCAACGGGCAACACAACGUCUGGUCGACGCGAAACAUCAAGUGCAAGCGAGUCCGAAACAACCAGGACCCCGACUAUCAGCUCGGCGAGUACAGAUGGCGUCCAAAUACGAUCAAGGAUGCUGGCUCUCUUUGUGAUGUCAAGGAGCGAUGCCAAGAUCCAAAGAAGGUCUACAACUUGACCAACAAGCUCCUCAGCUACGAAAAGAACAUCGAUGGCCGACGAACCUGGUACAAUUUCUCAUGUGACGAUAUGGUCAGUGACAACAAGGUCUUCGAGAUGAUUCCCUUCCCAACUGAUGCUGUCUCUUGUACUUGCAACUUCAACAAACCAUCCAAUGUUCGAUGCAAGUGGUCAAAGGUCAAAAACUCGAUCGUCCGAUGCGUCCGAAAGGACAAAGAAGACAAGUUCUUUGACGGCAGCUUCAUGUACGACGAUAUGUACGAGUAA
Oikopleura dioica is the source of this 735-nucleotide messenger RNA. NCBI's taxonomy places the organism in Eukaryota, Metazoa, Chordata, Appendicularia, Copelata, Oikopleuridae. The record is from the annotation of a GenBank genome assembly.